AACUGUGGCGCAGGAGGAAAAAAAAAAGUCCUCCGCUUCGGGGCAGCCGGGUCCUGCGAGCAUCUCGCACCUUGCGGCCCAGCAGGGAGACCCGGCCCCGGCCCUAGCAGGCGCAGGUCCGGUUCCGCUGCGGAGGCCGACGUCGCUGGGAGCCGGGAAGUUGCGCAGGCGCCGUGCGCUGUGGGUUGGGGUUUGGUUUGUGUGUUUACAGCAGUCAGGCUGUAGGGAGAGAGACUGUGUGUGUAUGUGAGACUGGAUGUUAUGAACAGCCCUCAUUCUGGAAUAAAAGCAAAACAGAAAGGAAGCAGGUGCUUUUAGAAUUUUUUCCUCAUUCAUGAGCUGCGAUUGGCUUAGCAGCUAUGGAUGACAAGGCCUCAGUUGGGAAAAUUAGCGUUUCUUCUGGCUCGGUUUCCACCCUAAACAGUGAGGAUUUUGUCUUGGUUUCCCGGCAAGGGGAGGAAACGCCGUCUACACAUAACAGUAGUGAUGAUGAAAAAACAGGACUGAAGGUUAUUACUGAGGAAGGUGUCAGCUUUAAGAUCGUGGGGAACGGAAGCGAGCAGGAGCUGCAGAAGGAGCUGGAGGAUGUGCUGAUGGACCCCUCGGAGUCGGACCAGGCCGCCGGCGGGGAUCACGCCGAGGGGGGGCACCCCCUCUCCGUGGCCCCCCUUGAUUUCCCUUCGGGCUCAGCGAGCCCCCUGCCCAAACUGGAGAUGGCGCUGCCGGUGAGAUCCACGCAGGACGAUGACUCUUCAGGGUCCCCCACCACCCCGGUGCCGGACGAGGACAGCGUCGUCUUCAGCAAGCUGACGUAUCUCGGCUGCGCCUCGGUCAACGCCCCCCGCAGCGAAGUCGAGGCCCUGCGCAUGAUUUCCAUUUUGCGGGGCCAGUGCCAGGUGCCUUUAGACGUGACCCUCUCAGUGCCUAACGUUUCCGAAGGGACGGUAAGGUUAUUAGAUCCCCAGACGCACGUGGAAAUUGCAAACUAUCCAAUCUACAAGAUCCUGUUCUGUGUGAGAGGCCACGACGGGACACAGGAAAGCGACUGCUUUGCUUUCACUGAAAGCCACUAUAACGCAGAGAUUUUCAGGAUCCACGUCUUCCGAUGCGAAAUCCAGGAAGCGGUGAGUCGGAUAUUGUACAGCUUCGCCACCGCCUUCCGACGCUCAGCAAGCAAGACUCCCCUCUCGGCACAGCCGCCCCCCAUGACGCCAGACAGCGACGUGUUCACGUUCACCGUGUGUCUGGAGAUCAAGGAGGAUGACGGGAAAGGCUCGUUCAGUGCUGUAGCAAAAGACAAGGACAAGCAGUGCUUCAGACUCCGGCCCGGGAUGGACAGGAAGAUUGUCAUCUACGUUCAGCAGACUUCCAAUAAGGAGCUUGCCAUCGAAAGGUGCUUUGGACUUCUGCUCAGCCCGGGCAAAGAUGUUCGUAACAGCGAUAUGCACCUGCUGGAUUUGGAGUCAAUGGGUAAGAGCUCGGAUGGGAAGUCUUAUGUCAUCACAGGGAGCUGGAAUCCCAACACUCCACACUUCCAGGCUGUCAACGAGGAAACACCUAAAGAUAAAUUAAUGUACAUGACGACAGCGGUUGAUCUAGUUAUCACUGAGGUGGAAGAGCCUGUCCGAUUCCUUCUGGAGACGAAAGUGCGAGUAUGUUCCCCUAAUGAGAGAAUGUUCUGGCCUUUCAGCAAGAGAAGCUACACGGAGACUUUCUACCUAAAGUUAAAACAGAUGGAUCGGAAGGACAGGAAGAGUAACGCAGACACCCUCUAUGAGGUUGUGAGUCUGGAGAGCGAGACGGAGAGGGAGCACAAGAAAACCACAGCCAGCCCCUCCAUCCCUCAGUCCACAUCCCAGAGCUCAAUGAUCCCCUCGCCCCCUGAGGAUGACGAGGACGAAGACAACGACGAACCGUUGCUGAGCGGCUCUGGAGACGUGUCAAAGGAGUGUGCCGAGAAGAUACUCGAAACGUGGGGGGAUCUGUUGUCGAAAUGGCACCUGAACCUGAGUGUGAGACCCAAGCAGCUCCCCGCUCUGGUGAGAAGUGGGGUCCCCGAGGCACUGAGAGGGGAGGUGUGGCAGCUCCUGGCGGGUUGCCAUAACAACGACCACCUGGUGGAGGAGUACAGGACGCUCAUCACCAAGGAGUCGCCUCAGGACAGUGCCAUCACUAGAGACAUCAACAGGACAUUCCCAGCUCACGACUAUUUCAAGGACACAGGCGGUGACGGACAGGACUCGCUCUACAAAAUAUGCAAGGCCUAUUCGGUAUACGACGAAGAAAUUGGCUAUUGUCAAGGCCAGUCCUUUCUCGCUGCUGUGCUUCUAUUACACAUGCCUGAAGAGCAGGCUUUUAGCGUUUUGGUCAAGAUCAUGUUUGACUACGGACUCAGGGAACUUUUCAAACAAAACUUUGAAGAUCUGCACUGCAAAUUCUUUCAACUGGAGAGGCUCAUGCAGGAAUACAUUCCGGACCUGUACAGUCACUUCCUGAACAUCAGCCUCGAAGCGCACAUGUACGCAUCCCAGUGGUUCCUCACCCUCUUCACAGCGAAAUUCCCCCUCUACAUGGUUUUCCACAUCAUCGACCUGCUGCUCUGUGAGGGGAUCAGUGUUAUCUUCAACGUUGCACUGGCAUUACUGAAAACCUCAAAAGAUGAUCUGCUGUCGACAGACUUCGAAGGGGCAUUAAAGUUCUUCCGUGUUCCAGUGCCUAAAAGGUACAGAUCUGAGGAGAAUGCCAAGAAAUUGAUGGAACUUGCCUGCAGCAUGAAGAUCAGCCAGAAGAAGCUGAAGAAGUACGAGAAGGAAUACCACACCAUGAGGGAGCAGCAGGCACAACAGGAGGCUCCAAUCGAGAGAUACGAGAGGGAGAACAGACGGCUACAGGAAGCUAACAUGCGUCUGGAGCAGGAGAACGACGAUCUUGCGCACGAGCUGGUCACCAGUAAGAUAGCCCUGAGAAAGGACUUGGACAACGCGGAGGAGAAGGCAGAUGCCCUAAAUAAAGAGCUGCUGAUGACCAAGCAGAAGCUGGUGGACUCGGAGGAUGAGAAGAGGAGACUGGAAGAAGAGUCGGCACAGCUGAAAGAAAUGUGCAGGAGGGAGUUAGACAAGGCGGAAUCCGAGAUUAAAAAGAAUGGCUCCAUUAUUGGGGAAUACAAGCAGAUCUGUUCGCAGCUCAGUGAGAGACUGGAGAAACAGCAGACUGCCAACAAAGGAGAGCUGGAGAAGAUCCGGCAAAAGGUGGAGGGCUGUGAGAAGUGCAGCGGUCUGUUCAACAAGGAGGGCAGGCUGAAGGUGGUCAGCACGGCCAAGGAGGGCUCGGAGGAGGACACGGACGAGGAGAAGGAGUCCUUGAAGAACCAGCUGAGGGAGAUGGAGCUCGAGCUGGCCCAGACCAAACUGCAGCUGGUCGAGGCCGAGUGCAAGAUUCAGGACUUAGAACACCACUUGGGCCUGGCACUGAACGAGGUCCAGGCAGCAAAGAAGACCUGGUUUAACAGAACGUUAAGCUCCAUCAAAACUGUAACGGGAGCCCAGGGAAAAGAAACGUCCUAAUGAAGAUGCAAACGCACAUGACUGAGCAGAUCCGCCAGCCCGCACGCUGGCCAGAUGUCUUUCCUUCUCUAAUGUGCUAGGGGACCAGAGUGAGUGCACACUCAGUGGGUUUUUUUAAAAGGACAAUUCUAAUUGGGUAAGACUGCCCAAACUGUACUUAAAAUAUAAAAAGGCUUUAACUUUAGAGGGUCUUUAUACUACUGAUAUUUAACUGGUAUUGUAGCUGGUAAAGAGCUACUUUUACUGUCCUUUAAAGGUAUGGAAAAACACUCCAAUCUACUGUCCUGCUCAAAACUACUUGCACAAAACUAAAAAUUGAAAUUUAGGUACGAGCGCUAACAGCCUCCUUUCCGGGAGUGUUACGGUUUUUUUUCCAAAUAAGAUAACUUGUCUCUGUUUAACAGCUCCUUUUUCUUUUUAUAUACUUGUGCUUCUUGCAAAGUUUUACAAUGAGGAAUUAAACAGAGAUUGGUGCCAUUCAAUAUGUAGGCGGUUUAGGGGAAAUGGGAUUGAAGUUUUGGUUUUUUUAACUGAGGGUAACUUGGAAUUGAACUGCUGAAGUGAUGACUGUAGUUCAGUAACACGCUACGAUGGGCGGCUGAAUUUCCACUUCUAUUUAAAAAAAAAAACGUACAAAGAAUUCUCUUAAGCAGGACCACACCUUCAACUUCUAAUCCUGCGUUAGCUACUGCCCAAGUAGGCAUACGAGUCUUUAAAUGAGCACUGGGGAAAAUACUGCAAUAUUUAAAAGACUGUUUUCGUAGAUGUAGCCAAAUGCAAAAAAUGCAAUGACAGUGAGACUGUGGGAGUGGGUGACUCCACUGUGCCCAGUGCAGUUUGGUUAUACAUGUUAAUUUGAGACAGGGGGGUGUUUGUGGUGGGAGACAUGCAGUAAUAGUCUCGCAUGAUCUUCCUCUCUUCUACCUAUUGCUGAGAUCCUGGCAAAGAGGUGUACCGAUGGCUUUUCUUCUUUUUUUUGUUUACAAACCAAGGAAUGUCCAAACCCAAUAUAAGAUUCUUGUGCAAAUAACCGAAAAUCAGAAACAGGUUUGGUGCUGUGGAACUUCGCUGGGAUCAAUCCCGAGCUGCCCGUAGGACGAAAAAAAAAAACAUUUUCCGUUUACUGUGGUUGCUUUAUGACGUGAGACUGAUAUGUUCUCUAAACCCUUAGUGCUUUAGUGUUGUAAAGGAAAGAACUGUUUGCUACUUGACUUAACCGUUUUAAUUUUUUUUAAUGUUUCCUCCAUUUUAUAUAGGAUUUUAGUGCCCUCCCCCCUAGCCCUCUAUUUCCCAAAGGGACGAGAUAGGCAGCGGGGGUGGCAAAAAGUGCGACAAGCCCCAGAUCUUGAUGAUAACAAACCCUCGAAAUACACUGGAGUGGUCCGAGAGUAGAUUUCAAUCGCAAAAUUAAAAAACAAAGAGAGCAAAGCAGACAAGCCUGUUCCCCUUGGUUUUUUUGACGGGGUUUCUCGCCAUCUUUCUGUAGAAUGGAGGUCUUUGCACCUUAUACAUAUUUAUAAUGGUUUCUGUUUUGCUGAAUUCCUUCUUCAUGUUAGUGGAAAUUGUCUGUGUGCAGUGAAAAAAAAAAAACUGGGUCAGUUCCAAGAGGCACUGGGUUGUAUAUAAAAAAAGCAUACAAGUUGAUUUUGUAUUUCUACUUUUCUUGGUAACUGUACUAAUGUUGCCUAAUGUAUGUUACAGAUCUGACAUGUUAAUGCUAAAGCUAUUGUCCUAAAUGUCAUACUGCUGUCUCAUUCAUUUAAUGCCAAAUGUAUCUUCAUCCAGCAUUACAGAAGUGUGGACAUUGUAAUAGUAUAGUUUGCAUUGUGUAUACUUCAUGCAUUUAAAUAUAAACUGUACAAAACUAUUGACAGAAA
This is a messenger RNA of Lepisosteus oculatus (spotted gar), 5440 nucleotides long. Its product is annotated as rab GTPase-activating protein 1. The record is from RefSeq and is a predicted model, not a curated record. Lineage: Eukaryota; Metazoa; Chordata; Actinopteri; Semionotiformes; Lepisosteidae.